AUGGAGCAAGCUCAAGACCCAGCUAAAGUGGUCCCUAGAAGGAGAAGAGCAGCUAAGACGGUAUACCAAGAAUGGCUAACUAAAGGUCCAUUACCUGGACUAGAGGUAGCAACACAUGUAGACCAACCAAGCUCUUCCAUGAGUACACUUCCUGCACCGGUUCCGCAAGCACAAAGCUCAAAGGAGAUGACCCCUCAAAGUCCAAGGCAAACAGGUAAAUGGAAAACAACUACAACUAGUCCUGAAUUCAAUAAUGACAAUUUUCCUGCUCUUGGAACUGUGGUAAAAACAAAUGAGAAUGGAGAUAAAAUUAAUGCACCUACUAAAAGAGGGACAGCUGGGACUUUUGAAUAUCUAAUAACAGUAAUUUAUGGGUAUAAUAGCAUGGAGCAGAGGAAAGCACUCUGGGCUGACCUGACUGAUGUGGCUCAAGGAGUGACCUUACCUUGGCUUAUCUGUGGUGAUUUCAACUCAGUGUUAUUACCUGAUGAUAGACUAUAUGGAAACCCUGGUGAAUAUUACACGUGGAGUAACAAACAGAGUGGGGCAGAUAGAAACUUGAGUAGAAUAGACAGAGCAUUUAGUAACCAUGAUUGGAUGAUGUUAUGGGGGCAUGUAACACUGAAAUAUGACCUACCUAAUAUCUCAUAUCAUGCCCCUAUGAUACUAAAUGCUGAAGAAUUCCGAGGACUAAAGCUGAGAAUAGUACAUGCUAUGCAAGAACUGGCAGAGAUACAAAAGCAAAUUGACACUCAUGUUGAUGAUGUAUUAUUGCAACAAGAGAAAACUGCUCUACAAAACCUUGAAAAGUGGUCUUUGCUUAAGGAGAGUGCUCUCAAGCAAAAAUCUAGAACUAAGUGGAUACAUUUAGGUGAUGGUAACUCCAAGUAUUUUUAUGCUGUUAUAAAAGAAAGAAAUCAGAGAAAGAAAAUAGUGGAGAUCAAUUCACUCACAGGCAACAAACUUACAGAACCUACAGAGAUCAAAACAGAGAUAUUACAGUUUUAUAAGUCCCUAAUGGUUACUGAUGCUGAAAUAGUUAAGGGUCGGCAGUCUAUUGGAGAUGAUAAGUCACCUGGCAUUGAUGGAUUCAAUUCAGUUUUUUUAAAGAAAGCAUGGCCUGUAAUCAAAACUGAUAUUCUCAAAUCUGUCGAGUCUUUCUUUACAACAGAAAAACUGUACCAAGCAAUCAACUGUACAGCAGUUACAUUGGUACCUAAGACUCCUAAACCUGCUACAGUUAAGGAGUUCCAGCCAAUUGCUUGCUGUACUAUCCUCUACAAACUCAUUGCUUUAGGGUUACAAGCUAACCUUGGGAAAAGCUCAGUGUAUUUUGGUGGUACUAAACAGGAGGUGCAAGACAGUAUCCUAUCCCUCCUUGGUUAUUCAUGUGGAGAAUUACCAUUCAAGUUCCUAGAAGUCCCUCUUUACACUAAGAAGUUGACUAUGGUCCGGUGGUUGCCAUUAAUUGAGAAGAUAACUGCUAAAAUCUCAACUUGGACAGCUAAGAAACUAUCAUAUGUUGGCAGACUACAAUUGGUACAAGUUGUUAUAUUUGGUAUUCAGGCAUACCGGUCUCAAAUGUUCAUAAUUCCUAGCAAAGUCCUCAAAGCUAUAGAGUCAUACUGCAGGAGCUAUGUUUGGUCUGGGACAAAUAUAAUAACUAAGAAAGCUCUUAUGGCUUGGGAAAGGGUAUGCACUCCAAAAUCAGCAGGUGGACUUAACUUGACAAAUUUGCAACUCUGGAAUAAAGCAGCUAUAGCCGAAACCUGUUGGGAUUUGGAACACAAACAAGAUAAACUUUGGAUUCGGUGGAUUCAUGCUUUUUAUAUCAAGGAGCAGCAAUUUCAUGAGGCAAAACCACCACAGCAAGGUUGUUGGAUAGUAAGGAAAAUCUUGGAAGCUAGAGUAUUGACUGAACAGAUUCAGCACAACAACUUUACUGGAAAGUCUAUUAUUAGACAUAUAUAUCUCCAGUUACAUGGAUCCUGCCAAAGACCUUUAUAG
Lycium barbarum (goji berry) is the source of this 2007-nucleotide messenger RNA. RefSeq lists its product as uncharacterized. NCBI's taxonomy places the organism in Eukaryota, Viridiplantae, Streptophyta, Magnoliopsida, Solanales, Solanaceae. Gene Ontology annotation, molecular function: catalytic activity. The record is from RefSeq and is a predicted model, not a curated record. Bases 1 to 2007 code for a protein of 668 amino acids. The transcript is spliced from 6 exons.